UGAGGUGUGAGUAGCUAUUGUUGCCAUGUGUAUGCUUUUUUCCCCUCGUUGCACAUUGAAGUUAUUACAAAGACUCGUCUCUAACCGAGAAAUUGAUUCUGAAAGCUUCGCUUACAAAAUUUGGUAACACUGAAUUCGAUUGAAUCAUCCAUCAUCUAAUCAAAUGAAGACAAUCAUCUCGCGCUUGAUUCAUUCCUCAUCAUCCUCCAUUUCCAGACUCAAUGCAAUGGCUGUGUCGAUUAACGGGAGAAGUUUCUGUACGGAUUCUAACAAGAUUGAUGAGCCCUUUAAAGUUGAAGAAGCUGAGACUGUGCCCCCACCUCCAACUGAGAAGUUGCUUGUGCUGGGAGGCAAUGGAUUUGUUGGAUCACAUGUUUGUAGAGAAGCCUUAAAUCAUGGUUUGUCUGUUGCAAGUCUUAGCAGGUCUGGCAAGUCAUCCCUGCACGACUCCUGGGCUACAAAUGUCAUCUGGUAUAAAGGGAAUCUCCUUUCAACUGAAUCAUUGAAAGAGGCUCUGAAUGGGGUCACUGCUGUUAUCUCAUGUGUUGGCGGUUUUGGCUCCAACUCUUCCAUGUACAAAAUUAAUGGAACUGCCAACAUCAAUGCAAUUAGAGCAGCUUCAGAGCAAGGGGUUAAAAGAUUCAUCUAUAUCUCUGCUGCUGACUUUGGUGUAGUAAAUUACUUGCUGCAGGGGUAUUAUGAAGGAAAGAGAGCUGCUGAAACUGAGCUUCUGACCAAAUUUCCUUACGGAGGAAUAAUUCUGAGGCCAGGGUUUAUUUAUGGGACUCGAAGUGUUGGGAGUAUGAAGAUACCUCUUGGCAUAGUUGGAUCUCCGUUAGAGAUGGUUCUCCAACAUACUACAGCAUUGACCCAGAUCCCACUUGUUGGGCCUUUAUUGACACCUCCUGUCAAUGUUACUGCGGUGGCUAAAGUUGCUGUUAGAGCUGCUACCGAUCCUGUUUUCCCUCCCGGAAUCAUAGAUGUCCAUGGAAUACAACGUUACAGUCAGAAUAAAUCAAAGUAGAAUUAGCUUUAUUGGUUUCUUGGGUAAAUCUGAUAGGAGGCAAUUUAUCUAUGGAAUAUCCUUUUUACUAUAGUUAAGAGAAUAUUUCUCCAUGCCAUUUCUUGAGUGAAUAAUAUCUGAAAGUACGUGUAUGUAACCAAAGAUCGUUCUUUACUAUUUCCACAAUAUUAAUGUCAGAAUAUUUUUUCCCCCCGAUAA
Messenger RNA from Medicago truncatula (barrel medic), 1222 nucleotides. RefSeq lists its product as uncharacterized. The coding region runs from base 164 to 1024 and encodes 286 amino acids. Gene Ontology annotation, cellular component: mitochondrion. The transcript is spliced from 10 exons. The record is from RefSeq and is a predicted model, not a curated record. Lineage: Eukaryota; Viridiplantae; Streptophyta; Magnoliopsida; Fabales; Fabaceae. Gene Ontology annotation, molecular function: protein-containing complex binding.